Malassezia vespertilionis is the source of this 1011-nucleotide messenger RNA. RefSeq lists its product as uncharacterized. Gene Ontology annotation, molecular function: transmembrane transporter activity. The coding region runs from base 1 to 1011 and encodes 336 amino acids. Lineage: Eukaryota; Fungi; Basidiomycota; Malasseziomycetes; Malasseziales; Malasseziaceae. Gene Ontology annotation, biological process: transmembrane transport. The record is from RefSeq and is a predicted model, not a curated record. The transcript has 2 exons.
AUGGAGCAGCAUGAAUUGGGAGAACGGGUGAAAGGUUUUGCCGCAGGCACUGUAUCUGGCCUCACCAAGCUCGCAGUGGGCCACCCUUUUGAUACAGUGAAAGUGCGCCUGCAAUGCUCGCCGCCCGGCACGUACAAAGGCAUGCUGGACUGUAUACGGUCCAUUUUGCACAAGGAAGGCGUCCUUGGCGUGUACAAAGGAUGCGUGCCGCCAGCGAUAGGCUGGAUGUUUACGGAUUCUAUCAUGCUUGGCUCCAUGCACACGUACUGCCGCAUUAUUGGCCAGCACUUCCUCCAUCUUGACAUGGACAAGAACCCUGCGCUGCCCGCACGCUACCAGAACAUUGCAGGCAUCGGCGCGGGAUGGACGACCGCCGCACUGACCACGCCGAUAGAGCUGCUCAAGACCAAGCUACAGAUGCAGCGCCAACGUGUACAGCUCUCUGGCACAAGCGCUCAAGCACGGCCGGAAUUCCAGGGGACAUGGGAUUGCAUCCGCCAAGUGUACAGAACCACGGGCGUGCGCGGAUUCUGGCAGCCGUUUCCCGCCGUGCUUUGGUUCAGGACCAGUUUCGGCCCCUUGUUUGUCUCGUACGAGUACUUUCAAGUGCAUCUGGGCGCGCUAGCAGCCUCUACACAGCCCUACAUACCCGAAUUUGCAGCGUGGUGCUGCAGUCCAGCCAGCGUCACCUUCCUUUCCGGCGGGCUUGCAGCGGAAGUUUACUGGGUUACUGCGUACCCAGCAGAUGUGGUAAAGAAUCGGAUGAUGGCCGACGCACUGGCGAAUCCGCGGUACGGAAGCGGUUUCCGCGGCACGUUUCGCGCCGCAAAAGAGCUGUGGGCGCCUGCCGACCAAAAUCCGAAAGAAAAAGGCGUCUUGGGCCUUGCGCUGCGUACGCGUCGGAUCUACACGGGCUUUUUGACGUGCGCUCUCCGCGCAUUCCCGACGAAUGCAUCUGCCCUGCUUGCUUUUGAAACAGUGAUGUACCUGAUGCACGGGUCACAUUUGUAA